AUGCAGGGAGCGGCCAUGACGGGCUUGUGGGCCUUGAGCUUUGCAUUCCUGGCCCUGAGGGCCGACGCUGUUCUGGUCCGCCGUGCAGAUGAGCCCGACAAGCUACGAGAUGUGGAAGCCAUUGCCCCAUUUGGCGACAAGGCAGACGGGCUCUCGCGCCCGCACGUGGAGCUGGUGAACAAGUCUGGCGUGAUAGUGCAGGCGCUUGAUGAGUGCAUUUGCGGCUUCGGCAUGUUCUGGGACAGCGUGUCGCUGAAAUGUGCGCCUCAGCUGACGAAAGGCGUCACCUGCGGUGGCUUUGCGCCGGACGACUGGGCACUGGCGUGCCAGGAUGGCUUGACGUGCAAGCUUCCUCCAGAGUAUAAUGGCAAGGUGGACCGUUCCGUGCUGAAGAAGGCCACCUGCCUGGACUGCGAUGCGAAUGACCGUUGCCAGCUGGGCCGCCAGAUGUGCCAGCGCGUCUUCGCCGUCUCCGGCCAGGCGUGUGUGACUGUGAAGGUCACCGUGCCACAGGCCAAAGCCACGAUGUCGGUGACCAAGAACGUCACCGUGAAGGCCAUCAGCACGAAGAACGCCCAUGCUACUGCCAAGGAGACUGCCACGGUUGCGCAAAAGAGCGUCGAGGAGGAGGCCACUGAGACUGCUUCUGCAAAGAUCCUAGACAGCAACCGCACCCAGCAGGCCACCGCUACACGAACUGCGUCCGCAAGUGCCGUGGUGACGGGCGAGGCAACUGCGGACAUCAAUGUGCCCUACACGCAGUCGGCCAUCAGGACCAGCACAAAGACCCGCACAGCAGAGGGCUAUGCCCAGGGACUGGCCUACGGCACUGCCUGUGCCAGCCCGGAAGGCCCCUUGAGGACACCGGACGCGCAGGCGGCCGCUGCCACCGCCGCUUAUGCCCUCGAGAAGGCCUUCCGCCAGGCGGCCAACUUCGCACUGCGCAAUGCCAAGGCUUCGGCCAUGGCUGAUGCAAAGAGGGAUGCCUUGACGGAGGCUUCCAAGGAGGCCUUCGAGGCGGCCAAGGACGCCGCGAGCGAGGAAGCGAAGGCCGCGGCCGUUUCCAAGGCCGCUGCUGGCGUCAAGGAGAUGAUCGGAACCACUUUUUCGGAGCCUCUUGGUGUGCUGCAGAUGAAUGUUCUUGCAUCGCCUGAGUGCCUGCGAGAGAUGGCGAAGAAUUCUUGCCGGAAGAACAACCACCCGGUCUCAAUCUAUUCCUUCCCAUGCCUUGGAGCAGACAACUGGACGGAGAAGCAGAUGGAGCCCUCCAUGCAGCGCACGAGAGUCAUGAAGGCGCACCAGCUCCCGGGGCCUGGAACCCACACGUUCUCCAACCUGACCACGCAGGCGUACGGAGACUGGAAGAAGGACCACAUGCGGAAGUCCCUGAGCAGGACCGCGAGCGACCACUGGAUCCAUGUGAGCCAGCCCGGCCACGAGUUCUACAAGUCCAACGCAGAGGUCGAGUUUUGCCACCCCUCAGAGCAGCAGGCCAAGUUCCGGACGCCUCACAUCCCCGAGGAUGGAGGUGGCAUCCGGGUGCGCGAGGGCUCCAUCCGCUGGACCCCCUUCCACUUGGGGAAGUACCGUGAGACCUGGACAACCGGGGCUACCGGGGCCCAGCAGUUUGCCAAGCCAAAGCACUGGCCCAGCAUCGGCGGCUUCUACGACCAUGCCGAGGAGGUGGCCGAGCAGACGGCCAAGGCCCGCGCCGUGGCCGCUGCCAAGGAGGCUGCGGAGCAGGUGGCACGCAAGGAGGCCAAGAAGAAGGCUUCCAAGCUGGCCGAGGAGGCGGCACAGGAGAAGGCCGAGCGACUGGCCAAGAAGGGUGGCUCGAAGGAGACCGAAGAGGCCAAGCCCGAACCGAAGGAGCCUGAGAAGAAGCCGGAGGAGGCCGAAGCGAAGAAGGAGCCGGCUGAAGCCGACAAGAGGGAGGAGAAGAAGGAGGAGAAGGAGGAGCAGAAGGAGGAGAAGAAGGAGGAGAAGAAGGAGGACAAGAAACCUGAGGAGAAGCAGAAGAAGGAGGAAGGAAAGAAGGAGGAGGUGGACAAGGAAGACAUGUUCGCGAAGUGGACUGCCAACGAUGCUUUGGAGAAGGAGGCGGCCAAGGAGAAGGAAGCUGCCGCCAAGGAGGCCGCGUCCGAGGCCAAGGAGGCGGCCAAGGAGGAGGAGAAGAAGGAAGCCAUGGAUGCCUUCAAGCGCUGGGCCAAGGAAGGCGAGGAGUCUCAGCUGGUCGCCGAAGCUGCCGCGGAGCGUGAGGCGAAGGAGCUCGCUCGCGAGGGUGCAGACAUCAUCAGGAGGAUGACCAUGCCCGGCGGCCUUCUGGCGGACGAAGUGGCCCAGGAUCGUGAGCUGCCGAAGUACAUGCUGCGAAAGCAGAGCUGA
Symbiodinium natans is the source of this 2385-nucleotide messenger RNA. The record is from the annotation of a GenBank genome assembly. NCBI's taxonomy places the organism in Eukaryota, Dinophyceae, Suessiales, Symbiodiniaceae.